AACAACCCUGUAUUUGGCGCGGUAAGUCUUGGUCUCCCCUCCUUUUAUUAAAAAAAUAUCCAAAGCAUAUGAACGAAGCUUAUCAGAUAUUUCCCCAAUUCAAUGCUCUCCUGGCUACCUGGAAACUAAAUUAAAGAAAAACCGUUAAGCCAAAGCAAAGUAACUAACUGCAUUUAUUUUCUUUCUCCCGGUCAAUUCAAGAUCCGCUGUUAAGUAACUACAUUACCAAUCUUCCGCCAUUCAAUACAAAGAAACCCUCUGUCUAGGGUUUUCACUUCCAUGGACCUUCCGCUCCUCAGGAAGAGUCUCCAAUUCUCUCGAAGAAACAAAAAGUACCUUCUCCUAAUUGCUUUAUUCGGCGCCUCCGGUUACGGUGCCUACAGGGCCUACAAUUCACCCUAUGUCGCUCAGAAACGAUGCCGUAUCGCCAAGCUCCUCAGAGCCUUCGUUUCCGUCGCCGAGUUAAUUUCCAACUCCGCGGACACCGUUACCGUUAUCUCUAACGACUUGAACCGUUUCCUCGCUUCCGAAUCCGACGAAAUCCCAAACAGUUUGAAGCAGUUAGCCAAAAUAGCAAAAUCCAACGAGUUCUCCAUGUCGUUGGCUAGGGUUUCCGAGGCUGUGACGCUUGGGAUUUUGCUAGGGUAUAAAUCACAGCCUGGUAACGAUAAAAAAGAUACGAAAAUCACCGCGGAAGCUUCUGGAUUCUCGGAUAGGGUGUUGGAGAGGUUUUUCUCCAAGGCUGGAACGGGUUUUGUGUCUGUUGUGGUUGGAAGCUUUGCGAGGAACUUGGUUUUGGGUUUCUACGACGCCGAACCGGUCGGUGCGAGAUUCCAAUCGGAUGUUCCUGGAUGGGUGAAUGUGAUUUGUGAUGAGAGGUGUGGGAAGCUUAUAGGGGAUUGUGUGCAGACUUUUGUGAGUACCGCUGUUGCUGUUUUUCUUGAUAAGACAAUGGAUGUCAAUACCUAUGACGAAAUGUUUGCCGGGUUGUCAAAUCCGAAGCACCAGGAAAAUGUGAAGGGGAUUUUGGUUUCCAUGUGUAAUGGUGCUAUGGAAACCUUUGUUAGAACCUCUCACCAGGUUCUGACUAACGGAACUGCGAGGCCGAAUACGGGUUUGUCUGUGGCUCCUGUUGUUGUUCCGGUGAGUGAAGAUGGGUGCCUGAAACCGGAGGUGUUUCAGCUCAAAAUUGGAAGCUUGAUUAAUGGUGUUCAGGAUGUUGGGUGGCUUGAACAGAUCAAGUCAGUGCUGUCGGUGCCUGCAAACCGGAGGUUCGUGCUUGAUGUCACAGGGAGAGUGACGUUUGAAACUGUGAGGUCGUUCGUGGCGUUUUUGGUUUGGAGAAUAUCAGAUGGAUUCAAGAGGAGUGUUAGUAAGGUUCAUGAAGAGGUUAUGGGCAAAGGACUGGAGGUGGUUAGAUAUGUUGGAGCUAAGUCAUCGGUUAUUCUUACCUUGUGCCUUGCUUUGUAUUUGCAUAUUAUGGGUGGUAGUAGAAUUCUUUUGCCUGCUUAGUGUGAUGUUUGAUCAUCUAACCUUAUAUUUGUAAUGCAGUUGGAAUAUAAUGGUAGCAAAAUCAGAUCAUUAAGUUAGAUAGCAUGUAUAUGUUUCCGAGUAUUAAAUUUGAGGUCAUACUUCAGUGGGUGAAAAAGAAAAAAUUUGGCUGUAAUUUUCAAGUUACUACUUUUAGUCUUUUUCCAUACCCAAAAAGAAAUGCAAUGAUUUGAGCCAUCUUGCUCAAAAUUUACAUUGCUUCAAUGCUGGAUGUAUGUAACUCAACACCUCUGAAAAUUGUGAUAAUUACCAUUAAAAUAAAACCCAAUUUUGAGUA
Messenger RNA from Glycine soja, 1828 nucleotides. RefSeq names its product protein PHLOEM PROTEIN 2-LIKE A10-like. The transcript has a single exon. The record is from RefSeq and is a predicted model, not a curated record. NCBI's taxonomy places the organism in Eukaryota, Viridiplantae, Streptophyta, Magnoliopsida, Fabales, Fabaceae. Bases 280 to 1512 code for a protein of 410 amino acids.